UGUUUUCUUGCUAAAGUAAAGCUUCUCUCUUUCUCAAUAUCAUUCUCUUCUUCCUCUCUAGUAUCUUUAUCUUAUCUCCUUUGUGAACGAAAGUCAGAAUCAAGACACAUGGAGCCACCGCAGCAUCAGCAUCAUCACCAUCAAGCCGACCAAGAAAGCGGCAAUAACAACAAGUCCGGUUCUGGUGGUUACACUUGUCGCCAAACCAGCACGAGGUGGACACCAACGACGGAGCAGAUCAAAAUGCUCAAAGAGCUUUAUUACAAUAGUGGAAUCCGGUCACCAACAGCAGAUCAGAUCCAGAAGAUCACUGCUAGGCUGCGACAGUUCGGAAAGAUCGAGGGCAAGAACGUCUUUUACUGGUUCCAGAACCACAAGGCUCGUGAGCGUCAGAAGAAGAGAUUCAACGGCACAACCAUGACCACACCGUCUUCAUCUCCCAACUCGGUUAUGAUGGCUAAUGAUCAUUAUCAUCAACAUCUCCCUCUACUUCACCAUCAUCAUGGCGUUCCCAUGCAGAGACCUGCGAACUCCGUCAACGUUAAACUUAACCAAGAGCAUCAUCUCUAUCAUCAGAACAAGUCAUAUCCCAGCUUCAAUAACGGGAAUUUAAAUCAUGCAAGCUCAGGUACUGAAUGUGGUGCUGUUAAUGCUUCUAAUGGCUACUCAAGUAGCCAUAUCUAUGGAUCUAUGGAACAAGACUGUUCUAUGAAUUACAACAACGUAGGUGGAGGAUGGACGGCAAACAUGGAUCAUAAUCAUCAUUACUCAUCAGCACCUUACAACUUCUUCGAUAGACCAAAACCUCCGUUUGGUCUAGACGGUCAUCAGGAAGAAGAAGAAUGUGGUGGCGAUGCUUAUCUGGAACAUCGACGUACGCUUCCUCUCUUCCCUAUGCAUGGUGAAGAUCACAUAAAUGGUGCCAGCUGGAAGUAUGGCCAACUGGACGGUCAUGAUUGUCAUGGUAGAGGCCCUUGCGCUUCUCUUGAGCUUCGUUUGAACUAGCUCGUGUACCCCGGCUUCGCACCGGAUUAAAGCUCUUAACUACCCUCUCUCUUUCGUUCAACUAUGGUUCGCUUGCAGUUAGUGGUAUUAAUUAGUACUUAGUAGUAUGUCUCUAGUACGUAAUUUGUAAUUACUAGCUAGUAUCGUCUUCUAGG
This is a messenger RNA of Camelina sativa (false flax), 1160 nucleotides long. RefSeq names its product protein WUSCHEL-like. The record is from RefSeq and is a predicted model, not a curated record. Lineage: Eukaryota; Viridiplantae; Streptophyta; Magnoliopsida; Brassicales; Brassicaceae. Gene Ontology annotation, molecular function: DNA binding; DNA-binding transcription factor activity. Gene Ontology annotation, biological process: plant organ development.